GUCCGUCAGAGACGCGUUCAGGAUUCAGAUCUGUUCAGGACACAGCGACCACAGACCAGGACACAGCGACCACAGACCAGGACGCGGACCUGCCACAGAGUCCUGCAGCGACCUCACAGACCCGGAUACAAACCAGGACCCAGAACCGAGACCGGAUCAGAGAUGGACACCUGUCUGUAGCUCAGUGAUGGCUGCCAUGUUUCCUGGAUGUGGAGGUGACAUCAGAUCCAGACUUCAUGUUGGUCGUCAUGGCAACGCUGGAUGGAAGCACGCCAGUUGAGACUCUUCUGGCUGCAAUUCAUCUGGAGAGGUACCUGGACACCUUCCGUAGAGCUGCUCUCCUAUUGGCUCAGGACUUCACUCACCUGGACCAUGAUGCUCUGGUCAGUCUGGGCGUGACCGCCACUGGACACAGGAAGAGAAUCCUGCGCCUGGUCAGUCACAUUCAGAAGUCACAGGCACAAACAUCCAAUCAGAGAGCGGUGUCUGAUCUGCCACGUGACCGCUGUCAGUCUGCGUCUUCAUCAGAGCGCGUUUGUGGCUCCGCCCCUCACCGCCGCUCCACAGGACCUGUGAACUUUGAGGUUUUGAGAAAUAGUUCUGAGCCAAACCUCGCCGCCAUGUUGACAAACUCAGAGUCCAGCAGAGCUGCGGUGAAGCCGGUCCCCAAACCCAGGACUGUCUUCAACCGCCGCAGGACUGCACCCGUCCACUUCUGUCCCACCCCUGACCCGGCCCCACCCCCAGCCCGCAGGCUCUCCCAGGAGUCCAUAUGUUUCACCAUGUUGGACAGUCUCACCUCCAGGGACACGCCCACUCCUGGCAACAAGUUGAACUCUGAUCUCAAUGACAAACUGACCACACCCCACAGGAGGCGGAGCCGACCAGAGAGGUCGAGGCCCACUCGAAGUUUGUCUCUAUCAGACACCGGCGGGUCGUUGCCACCUGUUCCCCCGCGUAUGAACCGCUUAGUUCCUCCCUCAGUCCACCAGGAGGCUCCGCCGUCUUCUUCUCCACCUGUGCAGACGGAGCAGAACCAUACUUUGUUGACUUCUGGUCCUGGAAGUGGUGAGAGCAGCGGACACUCUGGAUCCACAGGGAUGGAGAUGGUCUCAAAUGACAUCUACUGGGGCACUUUACCUGUAUCUACUGCCCCCGGUGGAGAGAGAAGUCACUGCAGCCAACUGUCAGCUCCUCAGACUCCGCCCAGACAAACCUCUGAGAGGAACAGUUGCAGCAAUUUAAGUAACAAUUCUUCAGGAUCAACCAGAGUGUCCACUGAUGACCCUGAAGAGGACAUCAGUCCAUACUGUGAGACGGUUUUUCACAGCAGAAGAACCGUCUCUGAGAUUGACAGAAGAGGAGUGGAAGCAAGAGACAUGAGGAAGGAAGAGUGGAAAGACGCAGAGGAUCAUGGUCAGAAGUUGUCGUGGACAAAGCGUCUGUCUCAGGCUCUUCACUCUGGAGAUUCUCAGGGCUACAGCACCGUUGGCGAAGCCCCGCCCCCUCUACAUGGACUGUCCCUGCCCCCCCACGAGACGGACGACGACUUGACCAUUUCCCCCUACGCCAGCUACACCUCCCUGACCGAGAGAGCCCCGCCCAUCAUCAGUGGCUGGCUGGACAAACUGUCUCCACAAGGAAACUAUGUUUUUCAGAAACGCUUGGUGAAGUUUGACGGGAAAAACCUGAUGUACUUUGGCAGCGAGAAGGAUGUUUAUCCUAAAGGAGUCAUCCCAUUGGCAGCCAUCCAGAUGUCCCGCCCCUCCAAAGACAACAAGUUUGAAGUAGUGACGAGUCAGCGGAUCUUUGUGUUCCGGGCUGAAAAUGAAGUGCUGCGGCGCCGCUGGGUCUCCACUCUGCAGGAACACGUCAGGGAUCAGCUGGUGUUCGGACGCCGGCGUUUCGGUCCCGGGUCUCACUGUCAGAAACACGGCGCCCUCGAGCUGAAGGGAACUAAGUCCAAAGUCUACGUCGCUAUAAACACGGAUCAGAUAUGGAUCCACAAGAGCGAGCAGUGUUUUCGGAACGGAAUAGGAAUCACGGUGAUCGAGGCUCGCGGUUCCACCAUCAGAGACGGAAAACACAAGAGCUUUGACCUCAUCACGCCGUUCAAAAGCUUCAGCUUCAACGCAGAGUCUGAUCGUGAGAAGCGGGACUGGAUGGAGGCACUGCAGGAGUCCAUCGCAGAGACGCUGUCUGACUACGAGGUGGCCGAGAAGAUCUGGUCCAACCGAUCAAACCGGACCUGUGCCGACUGUAAGGCCCCGAACCCGGACUGGGCAUCCAUCAACCUGUGUGUGGUCAUCUGCAAGAACUGUGCAGGACAGCACAGAAGUCUGGGGACGAUGGUCUCUAAAGUCCAGAGUCUGAAGUUGGACACCAGUGUGUGGAGUAACGAGAUUGUCCAGCUGUUCAUCAUGCUCGGUAACGACCGGGCCAACGACUUCUGGGCGCCGCGUCUGUCGCCCUCAGACGAGAUGGACUGCGACGCGUCGCCUGAACAGCGGCGGGAGUUCAUCACACAGAAGUACAGAGAGGGAAGGCUCCGCCUCCCUCACCCUGCGUUCAGCAGCCAGGAACAGCUGCUCAAGGUGUUGUGUUCGGCCGUUUCUGAACAGACGCUUCUGAAAACUGUCACUCACAUUUUCUCGGAGGCGGAGUCAGCUCGUCUCACCAACGACUUUGAUUCCACCCAACAGCACCACCAGGUGUUGGAUCACUGCACUGCAUCAGGUCUGAACUCCACUGUUAGCAUGUUAGCAUAGUGUGUGUGUGUGUGUGUUCUGUCAUAAACACUGACCUUGUCGGGACCAGUAGAGACCAAAACCUGGUCCUAAUGAGGCAGAACCUCAUUUACGAGGAACUGGUUUAGUUUAGGACUAAGAUUUGAAUUGUGGUUAUGGUUAAGGUUAGUGUUAGUCAUUAACUGGUUAGGGUUAAGGUUAGUGUUAGUCAUUAACUGGUUAUGGUGAAGGUUAGUGAUAGUCAUUAACUGUUAUGGUGAAGGUUAUCGUUAGUCGUUAACUGGUUAUGGUUAAGGUUAGUGUUAGUCAUUAACUGGUUAUGGUUAAGGUCAGUGUUAGUCGUUAACUGGUUAUGGUUAUGGUUAGUGUUAGUCGUUAACUGGUUAUGGUGAAGGUUAGUGUUAGUCGUUAACUGGUUAGGGUUAAGGUCAGUGUUAGUCAUUAACUGGUUAUGGUGAAGGUCAGUGUUAGUCAUUAACUGGUUAUGGUUAAGGUUAGUUAGUGAUGAGACUUUGUUUAGUCUUUUUAAAUGACUGGACAUCAAUGCGUCCUGUCUGUCUGUGUGUGUCUGUGUGUGUGUGUGUGUGUCUGUCUGUCUGUGUGUGUGUGUUUGUCUGU
This is a messenger RNA of Solea solea (common sole), 3365 nucleotides long. RefSeq names its product ArfGAP with RhoGAP domain, ankyrin repeat and PH domain 3 (gene arap3). The coding region runs from base 237 to 2768 and encodes 843 amino acids. The transcript is spliced from 15 exons. The record is from RefSeq and is a predicted model, not a curated record. Lineage: Eukaryota; Metazoa; Chordata; Actinopteri; Pleuronectiformes; Soleidae. Gene Ontology annotation, molecular function: GTPase activator activity; protein binding.